GUGACGUCAUCUGUUUCUCCUGCUGAUGUCUAGGAAAUGAUGACGGACGGAUGUUUACGUUGAGUAGUUUAAUGCUGCAAAGUUAUAUAUUUUUACCAUGGAAGGCGUGGGCUCUGAAGUCAGCCUUAAAAUAAGGUCUGCCAUAAAGGCAAAACUGGUGGAACUUGGAACGUAUGUGGAUGAAGAAUUACCAGACUACAUCAUGGUGCUGGUUGCAAACAAGAAGACAAAAGACCAGAUGGAUGAUGAUUUAAGUCUUUUCUUGGGCCACAAUACAGAGCGCUUCACCUCCUGGCUUCACCAUGUAUUGCAGAAGUUGAAUGCUGCUGCACUUUUACAAGUUACAACUACACAACAAGAAGAACCAAAGAAGAAGGAUGCAGAAGAGGAUAAAAGAAGAGAUAGAGAAGAAGAAAAGAAGAGAGAACGGGAUGAAGAAAAGAAACGGGAAAAGGCAGAAGAAAUGAAAAAAAUGAGGGACGAAGAAAAAAGGAAAGCAAAAGAAAAAGAAAAAGCAGAUAGAAAAAGGAAAUCUAGUGAGAGAAAAGUUGAAAGGAAAGACAAAAAACUUAGAAAGCCUGACUCUCCUGUUUCUCAAGAUAAAUCAUCCAAGGAGAAAAAAGUUAUUGUCGCACCGGUUAAACUAUCAAAGUCAAAAGAGCCAGUUAAAGAAAAGGAAAGCAGAGAGAAGAUAAAAAUAUCAUCUGUUAAACAAAAUGCAGUUUCUACAGAGAAGACACCACUGGCUACUGCACCAGAAACUUCCGUACAUACAGACAAAAUGUCAAGAAAACUGAAGUCCCAGGUUAGGGGGAAAGUAUCCUGUGCUGACAUAUUUCGAGCUGAAGCUGCAGGGGGUGGAGAACAGUUAAUUGUUGAUGAAGAGGAAGAUAUAGAAGACAUGUUAGUUCUUAGGGCAGACAUUGAUGAAUUGGGUCUUGAAUUAGAGGAAGAACCAGCACCAAAAAAGAGCAAAAUAGAGCAGAGACAAAAGAUUUCAGCUCCCAAGGCAGAAGGUCGAGUAGAACCAAAGGCUGAAGUGAAAAUUGAAUCGAGGAUAGAGCCUAAACAGAAGAUCAAAUCUAAACUUGAGCCUGUUUCUACCAGAGUAUCUGCUAAAGAAAGAUUGGGAAUAGUGGUGCUUCCUAAGUCUGAUCAGCCCAGGGAGAAGCCUUCUGUUCUGGAUCGACUUGGCACUGCAGCUUCAAGUGGAAGACGUGUAAUUAAUUUGCGAGAAGAAUCCAGCUUUCCCCCUCGCCCAGAGUCAUCAAGUAGUGGGACCUGUAUUAAUAUGGCACGAGCAGUCUCGAGUGCAAUAUCUUCUGCCCAUAGAUCUGUGUGUGUGCUACCAUCUUCGUCAAGCUCAUCAGGCAAGAAGUUAGAGGCACGUGUAAGACCUCUCAUGUCAAAGCAAGUUGAAUCUAGUCAUGAUGGAUCAAGUCGGGAAUCAUCUACCAGAAGUGUGGCUCAGGGUCGAGAAGAGCCCAUCAGAGAGAGCUCGAGCCGUUCAGUCUCGGGGCGUGUCGUUUCAGCAGUUGGAGCUGUGUUGAAGAGAUCACAUAGUCAGGUGGACUCUGAUGAGGAAGAAUAUGACCCAAAGAAACCUCAACUGAGUGGCAUGGCAAGUAAAGUGGAGGUUAUUCCGCGACCCAGACGCCCCGGAGCCAUACAAGCCAAUACAGCUCUCAUUCUCCGAGCAAUGGCUGAUGCUCAUAAGUCGGUAAAUAAACCAAGCCGACGUACAGUGGAUAAAUCAGAACUGCUUCCAAAGAAACAAAAGGGUGAGUUAUUUACACGUGGAUACAGAGAGCGAGAGCGAGAGCAAGCUCGUCACAAAGACCUUCCUUCUCAGGAGGAAGGCCCACGGGAGGAUGAAAUUAGGAUUCGGAAGAUAGCUAUUACCGUACCUAAUGCUACGCGAAAAGAAAGUGAGAAGCAGCUGGAAGAAGAAAAAAUGGAGGAAGUGGUUCUGACAAGUCCUGAAAUUACAACCACAACAGAGAUCAUUGAAAAAGAUGAAAUGUUAGAAAAUGUAAUACCUAUGGAAGAAGAGCAUGGACCUGUUGUACCAGACAGUGGAUUUGGUAUGGAAGAGGUGGAGGAGGUGGAGGAAGAAGUUGUUGAUGAAGGGAUAGAAGAAGACCAGCCCCUCCUGCCUCCACCACCCCAGCCCAGAAUUCAGCCUCUUGCUGGGGUAGAAAACACUAAGUUCAUUGUCACCCUGGAAGGUGUAGACACUGGAGUCUUUGCCGUAAAGGAUGAACACCUAGAUAUUAGGUCUCGACUAGGAGGUCGACCUGUACACAAUGACAGUUUAGAGGUUGUAGAGGAAUACAUUGAAGAGGUAGAAGAAUUGGAAGAAGAAGAAGAAACUCUGGCUGAAACAUUGCCAGCUGUUGGACACAUUGCAGGUGCUAAGUCUCGUCUCAAGAGCACAGUUUCUGUUAUGUCAGUUCCACAUGGUGGAGGCACCAAAGAGCGCUGCAAGUUCUGGCCAUUAUGCAAAGCUGGAGAAUCUUGUCCUUAUCAUCACCCUACUGUCACAUGCAAGUCCUUUCCAUCCUGUAAGUUUGGUGAUAAAUGCCUCUACAUUCAUCCUAACUGUUUAUUUGAUGGAGCAUGUACCCGUAUUGGCUGCCCAUACACUCAUGCCAGCUCUCGAAACUUGGCUCUUGCAUCAGCUGCAGUGACUCAGAAGCACAAAAUUGUACCCCAAAUCAGACCAACAAAAGUGAAGUGCAAAUUUUUCCCAAAGUGUACCAACAUGUCUUGUUCAUUCUUUCAUCCGAAGGCCUGCUUCUAUGGAAUAUCGUGUACACAAGCCAACUGCCCCUACACCCAUCCAACAGUUCCCAUGGGAGCUAAACUUAAAUGGAUUGCUCCAAAGACUUCAGUACCACCUGGGUCAACUCCAGCUGCUUCUGAAGACAAAGCUAAAGAAAUUGAAAGACAGGAUAAAAACUUGGUGAAAAAUUAGAAAACAGUCAUGUACAGUAUGUUAGGAACUAAUAAUAAUUAGCAUUAUGUUCAGAUGAAUGGCAAGUGCCUCCUAUCCAGUAAACCUGGGAAAUGGAAUGAUGAUCAUAUUCAAAUUUGUCAGUAAUUUAUUGAAGUGCUUUGUGCAAUUUGUAAAAAGAAAUAUAAAGUUUUUAUUGUGUAAUUAUUUACCCAAAUUGGUUUUAAAGCCAUUCCCAAGUAUGUAUUAAGCCUUUAGUGAACUGUAUUGUUGUUGUAAACGUGCAGUUGUAUUGUUGUAAAAUUAUAUUCGGUAUUUUAGACCACAGAACAGUAAGCCAAUCUUUGAGAGAUAAUGUACUGUAGUUGCUUUUAUUAUGUUGCACCUCACUCUGAAUAGCAUUUUGAAUCUCUCAUCAUUAGAAACUUUGCUAUCAUAUACUUCUAAUGUUAUUCAGGUAUAUUGUGGUAUUUUAUGGUGGGUAAUUUUUGAUGCAUUGCAAUUGUUGUUGAUUGCAACACCAUUUCUAAAGUAAUCCCACUACUGAUUGUGUAAAUGUGCUGGAUUACCCCAGUAUCAUUUUAGUAUAUUAUCGGCUUGUGAUACACUUACCUAGUUAUGUACUCUACAAUAAUGCAUCAAAGUUCUAUUAUUGCUAAAAGACUUCAAGGCAAAAGUGGCAUCUAGACUGUAUAAUUAGUACAAUAUGCCAAGGCUGAUAUUUGGAGGAUAUCUCUUGUUUCCGUUUUGUGAAAGCAUAAGUUGUUUUCCAAGUACUGUAAUUGACACCAUGUCCAUUGGUUUACAUGUCUUCAUGUAUAACUCCAUUUUAAAUUGAAUGUAUACAUAAAUAUACAUUAUAAAUAUG
Procambarus clarkii (red swamp crayfish) is the source of this 3824-nucleotide messenger RNA. Its product is annotated as Nuclear polyadenosine RNA-binding 2. Gene Ontology annotation, molecular function: poly(A) binding; metal ion binding. Gene Ontology annotation, cellular component: nucleus; cytoplasm. NCBI's taxonomy places the organism in Eukaryota, Metazoa, Arthropoda, Malacostraca, Decapoda, Cambaridae. The record is from RefSeq and is a predicted model, not a curated record. Gene Ontology annotation, biological process: regulation of mRNA stability.